Molecule: messenger RNA, 1355 nt
Organism: Bactrocera dorsalis (oriental fruit fly)
Lineage: Eukaryota; Metazoa; Arthropoda; Insecta; Diptera; Tephritidae
Exons: 3
Coding region: 355-1230 (291 amino acids)
Cellular component (GO): nucleus
Source: RefSeq, a predicted model, not a curated record
CUUUGGUUCCUUGUUUCUGUUCUUUAUUUCCAAAAAUUAUAAAAAAAAAACUCAUUUUCAUAAAUUUGUCUAUUACGAAUGUUUAUAUACUCGUUCACGUAUGUCAUCAUACCAGAUUACGAUAGAGGCGUUACGAUCGAUUCGAAAUACAGCUAUUUACAUGACGAGUGAUACCUUCACGAAUUGAACGAUUCGACCCCAGUUUGCUAUCGUAUGUCAUAAUGCCAAUCACCGCAUGCGAUUGACGUAUCACAUACUUUUCUUUUGUAGGCUUGCCGAUCCGUGCACGGAUGUAACGAUUCGACCCCAGGGGGGUUACUCUGUAAGGCGUUUCGCAAGUGAAAAAGCUCGUAAAUGAAAAAAAGCAACUCCGUAAGGCGACAAGCGCAUUGGAAAUUGCGUUUUGCGCACUUAUUUUUACCCCUUCGCAAUGGCAGCACUCUGUAUUGCGUAAACGACUGUCAAAUCUGUGCGUUUAACGUAUUUUUGAUUCGAUAUCAAACUGGCAAACGCAACGGACAAAAAAUGGAACAUUCAAAAAAUAAACAGACAAACCCAACACAGUUCGAAAUUUUAAUCAAUUUUAUGAAUACACAUUCGGAACUUUCCAAAGGACAACUUAAAACUGUGGACGCGAAAAAUGCAGCAAAUAAUUUGUGGAAAGAGUUGGUAUGUGACCUUAAUGCUGCGGGGCCACCAUCGCGCGAUGUUUUAAAAUGGAAAAAGGUUUGGUCGGAUUAUAAAACCCAUUUAAAAGCAAAAAUGCGGCGGAACAAAGUAAGUAUUUCUGGAACUGGUGGUGGUCCUCCAAGUCAUUGCUCCUUAACACCGUUGGAGGAGCAGGUUAGUGAACUUCUGGCAAUGGAAAUAUCCGUCAGUGGAAUAAGCGGCACCUCAGAAUUUGGUGCAGCACAAUUAACACAACCAAGUGGGUCAGACAUCACAACCGACGAAUUCCGACAGAAUGAACCAACGCCAGUGGAUGAAAUGCCACAUUGUUCACGACAAAGAGUCGCUCCGCAAAAGAAAGAUAGCCUUUUAAAUAAGCAGGUGGAUAACCAAAUCGCUUAUCACAAAGGCUCAUUAAAAGUGUUAUCUGAAAUUAAUGAAAAUCUCAAGAUAAUUUCAAAAUGUAUGAAAAAAAACAUAAAAUGGCUAAAAGAAAAUAUAAAUUGGCUGUUGAAAAAUUCGAACACAAAAAAAGGAUUGAUUUGGACAAAACAAAACUAAAAUUUGCAACACUAGAACUAAAAAAGCAAAUGCUUGAAAUUGAACGGUCCGGCCAAUAAAAAUAUUGUAUUUUAGUUAUUGAUAUUGAAGUCUGUUACUUUUUUGUAAUACUUACUGAUAAUUAC